Messenger RNA from Prinia subflava (tawny-flanked prinia), 622 nucleotides. It is a transcript of the gene GTF2H5, whose product is annotated as general transcription factor IIH subunit 5. Gene Ontology annotation, cellular component: transcription factor TFIIH core complex; transcription factor TFIIH holo complex. Gene Ontology annotation, biological process: transcription initiation at RNA polymerase II promoter; transcription by RNA polymerase II; nucleotide-excision repair, preincision complex assembly. The coding region runs from base 185 to 400 and encodes 71 amino acids. The record is from RefSeq and is a predicted model, not a curated record. The transcript is spliced from 3 exons. NCBI's taxonomy places the organism in Eukaryota, Metazoa, Chordata, Aves, Passeriformes, Cisticolidae.
CCCGCGGGCGCUGCCGGGGGCCGCCGUGCGCGUGCGCGGGCGAGGCACUUCCGCCGGCCGGAAAGCGGCGGGGGAGACCACAGGAGUGACUGGUCAGGAGUGAGGGAUUUCCUGUGAUCGCAGCGCCGUCCAAAGCAGGGCUUGCUCUUGCCGGCUCUUCAGAGUUCGUAAGGGGACCGGGAAGAUGGUGAAUGUUCUGAAAGGUGUUCUGGUUGAGUGUGACCCAGCAAUGAAGCAGUUCCUGCUCUACUUGGAUGAGUCAAAUGCUUUGGGAAAGAAGUUCAUCAUACAAGACCUGGAUGAAACUCAUGUCUUUGUGUUAGCUGAGCUGGUCAACUUCCUCCAGGAGAGAGUGGGCGAGUUAAUGGACCAGAACUCAUUUCCUAUUACUCAGAAGUGAGAAAAACCAGAGAAAUGAGAUUGCUGCAAGUUUUGGAACAGUGAAUUUCAAUCGUUUGGUUUGUUACUGUUUUAAUAGAUAACACUGUGGUAUGUAAGUUCUACAUAGAAGUGGCUACUAUAGAAAGUGCAUCAUUUUCAUAGGCAAAAUAGUCUUGAAUUGGAUUUUGUUUCUCAUUUUGAAAGUAUGUGGUAUCUUUAUUAAAAUGCUUAAAAUUAUACA